Messenger RNA from Eimeria maxima, 1437 nucleotides. RefSeq lists its product as hypothetical. The coding region runs from base 1 to 1437 and encodes 478 amino acids. The record is from RefSeq and is a predicted model, not a curated record. Gene Ontology annotation, molecular function: protein binding. NCBI's taxonomy places the organism in Eukaryota, Apicomplexa, Conoidasida, Eucoccidiorida, Eimeriidae. The transcript is spliced from 4 exons.
AUGAGCGCCUUCUCCGGAUUUUGCGUGCCUGAAGUUGAGGGCUGUGGACCCAUAAGGGGGCCCCGAAGCGGUCAGUUGCAGAAUUUGCCCGCAAUUCAAUGUACGGCGUGCCUCGAUUUAUCAAAUAAGAAAGAAGGCAGCUCGCUUGAAGCGUCCAGCGAGCCACCAUGUCUGCAGCACGUCGUCAGAAGCCCCACUUUAUCUACUGACGUGUGUUGCAUUGAUGCCAACAGCACAAUUUACGUGGUGGAUGCGCAGCAGCUGAGGUGUACGUCAACCAUAGACAGUGCCCACAAUGCGCCUGUCACGAGUUCGUCAUUUCUACACCGCGAUAGUCAUGUUUUGGUGACAAGUUCGCAAGAUGGGGCGGUUAAAUUUUGGGAUUUAAGGGCCCCUCAUCAUUGCAACAAGAAUCAGCAAGAGGGGAAACAAACUGUUGCUGAUGCAUCAGUGCAGGUUGCACCGCUUGGGAGCCGCGAGGCGGACAUGUGGGCUCUGGCAGUCCGGGGAGACGAUUUAGCAUUUGCAGUUUCGUUUAAAAACAACAUAAAGGGGUUCGAUUUGCGCGCUGUCUGCAGCCAGGGUAAUAACACGUCUCCGGCUGCUGCUCCUGCUGCUGGUAAUGGGCAGCAGCAGAAGAAGGCAUCGAGGCAGAAACGCACCAAACGGCUCUUGUGGGAUAUUCAGGUUCAUGGGGACUCGGUGACAGCGCUGCAGUUCCACCCAUUGUAUCAGCAGCUGUUGUUUUCCGGGGGCGAGGAUUCUUUGGUUUGCCUUUCCGACACCUCGGCAGCAGCAACAGCAGCGGCGGCAGCAGCAGGUGGCAAUACAGAGGAAGCCGCGGAUGCUUCUCUUGUUUAUUGCUUUUCACAAGAAAGAGCUGUUAAAGGUUUGUCUCUCGUUGGUCCUGACGCUGCUUGUAUCUGCCUCCGCAGCUCGAUGGAAGACGUCGGGCUGUGGCAGCUGGAGGGUUUACAACGCUUCCGCAGCAGCAGAAGUGAUGCAGCAGCAAGUGCAAGCAGCAGCAGUCCACAAGGAAACACUACUGAGGUGUACGGACAACGUAGAGCAGAAUGGCUUGAAAUCCGUAGUCACCCAGAUAUCAGAGAAGGGGAAAGCUGCGGUUAUGUCGUUGACACCUUCUAUGACGAAGUCGUUGGCAGACUCUUUGUCCUCGCAGACGGCGUUACUCCCGCGGCAGUAUUUCGCAGUCACACUUCAUCUUCGUCUGGUGCCGUCCCCCCCUCUGGUCCGCUUGGCCACAGCGGUGUUGUUCGAGGAGCAGUCGUCACCCCAGGCAGCGAAAACAACGGCUUUGGCAUAAUCACAUGCGGAGAGGACGGCCGCGUCUGCUCUUGGUCCCAGUGCGGCGUUGCCACGGGCAGCGGCAACAACAGCAGCGGUUGCAGCAAAAAUCGCCAAGCGCAGCCUUAUUGA